Molecule: messenger RNA, 1512 nt
Organism: Baudoinia panamericana UAMH 10762
Lineage: Eukaryota; Fungi; Ascomycota; Dothideomycetes; Mycosphaerellales; Teratosphaeriaceae
Product: glycosyltransferase family 22 protein
Exons: 2
Coding region: 1-1512 (503 amino acids)
Biological process (GO): GPI anchor biosynthetic process
Cellular component (GO): endoplasmic reticulum membrane
Molecular function (GO): alpha-1,2-mannosyltransferase activity
Source: RefSeq, a predicted model, not a curated record
AUGUCUCGAAGACUAUACCUCAUGCUGGUGCUUGCACGGCUAUACUUUGCGCUGCAGCCGAGCUACGUCCACCCGGAUGAGCACUUCCAGGGGCCCGAAGUCAUCACCGGUGACAUCUUUGGCUGGCCAGUCUACCGGACAUGGGAGUUCACAUCUGGCCAUCCGAUCCGGAGCAUCUUCCCGCUAUGGCUUGUCUACCGACCUCCGCUGACAAUCUUCAAAUGGAUCUGUCACGGCCUGGGCUACCAAGCAGCGCCGAUUGACGUCUUCUACGCUCUCCGGUUGUUCAUGUUCCUACUAAGUUUCGUCUUGCAAGACUGGGCACUACAUGAAUUGCUGCUCGAAACCCCUGAGCGGUCCCUUUCGCUGCUUCUCGUGGCUUCGUCCUAUGUUACUGGGACGUACCAGAUGCAUACCUUCUCCAACAGCAUCGAGACAAUCAUUGUGCUAUGGUGCUUGGUACUAAUGCGGCGUCUGCAAGCUAACAAGGACCAUGUCCAGAUCAGGCUGUGUGUUGCGCUGUCCUUCCUUGGCACUCUAGGCGUGUUUAACCGUAUCACAUUUCCUGCAUACUUGGCGGUCGCGGCCGCGAAGACGCUUCCACAUCUUGUGGCGAAGCCACUACGGCUUCUUCCCCUCGCUGUUGCCGCCAGCCUUACCGCAAUGGUGGCAAUUGCCAUAGACACAGAGUUCUACCGCGGACACCGGGCCAACUUCACGUCCAACAGCACCUCUAUCGUCUGCACUCCGUGGAAUAACCUUGUCUAUAAUCUUGACGCAGCGAACCUGGCACAGCACGGUUUGCAUCCGCAUUGGCACCACUUAGUACUAAAUCUGGCGCAGCUGAUUGGCCCAGCAUACCCGUUGCUGCUCACAAAUGGUCGAAAAGACACCUUGUUUUGGUCUGCUAUCGGCGGCAUUGGAAUUCUAUCCUGCUUUAAGCAUCAGGAAGCGCGCUUUCUCACCCCUGCAGUGCCGCUCCUGCUUUCUGCGAUCAAGCUACCUACCCGGCGCGCACCCUCGUGGUUGUAUCUCUGGGCAGCGUUCAACAUGGUUGCUGCAGUCCUCUUCGGUAUCUAUCACCAAGGUGGCGUUGUUCCGGUGCAGUCAUGGAUAGGCAAGCAGUCUAAUGUCUCACAUGUGCUGUGGUGGAAGACAUACAGUCCGCCGCGUUGGCUGCUCGGCACCACUAACGUUGUGAUCAACACCACAGAUCUUAUGGGCAUGCCUGGAGACGGCAUGCUUGAGCAACUGGCGCAUGCCGCCGACUGUCGCAAUAGCACGAGAAGAACGCUGCUUGUUGCGCCGCUAAGCGCUACGUUUUUGGACGCAUACACCGAUUCGCAUGUUGUGAUGGAGGGGAGCACGUUUGCUCUGGAUCAGAUCCACCUUCACCGUGCGCAUAUUGGACUCGAUGACCUUGACUGGGGAGAGGAUGGGGUGUGGCCGACUUUGCGCCGCGUUGUAGGGCGCAGAGGUCUUGGCAUUUGGACGGUGCAGAAGGAGUGUUAG